Molecule: messenger RNA, 252 nt
Organism: Aplosporella prunicola CBS 121167
Lineage: Eukaryota; Fungi; Ascomycota; Dothideomycetes; Botryosphaeriales; Aplosporellaceae
Exons: 2
Coding region: 1-252 (83 amino acids)
Source: RefSeq, a predicted model, not a curated record
AUGAGCCGUCUUCAGCGCGUUCGCAAGCAGCGUGAUUUACUAAAGCGUCGUAGUAAUCUGAUGAUUUCCAAGAAGGCGAAGACGGUCGAGGAUCUAGAGGAGAUUGAGCGCCUUAAGGCUGCUCGUGAGGCUGGGGAUGCCGUUGACCCUGAGGAUAAGGGUCCUACGGAUGUAGGUUCUCCUAGGGCUGGUUCUGCUGCGCCUCCUAAGACGUUGGAGCCGGUGGAUUUCGCGCGGAUGCCUGCCUUCUAG